CCGAUCUGCCAGUGAAGAGAGACAGAAGGCCUUAAAGCUUAUAAAUUUAUAGACGAUGAAAGUGGGGUUGACAAAACGCUCUUUCUUUUUAUAGACAGUAUUGUAGUCUUUCUCACGAUGAUCAUAGAAAAUGUUGAAGCCUUGAAGUCGUGGCUGGCAAAGCUCCUGGAGCCGAUAUGCGAUGCCGACCCCUCUGCAUUAGCCAACUAUGUAGUCGCUCUUGUGAAGAAGGACAAACCAGAGAAGGAGUUGAAAGCACUUUGUGCUGAUCAGCUUGAUGUCUUCCUACAAAAAGAGACGGUGGGAUUUGUUGAUAAACUUUUUGAAUGCUUAACAACUAAGAACUACCUGGGAAACCCUGCUGCCAAGGAAACUCCCAAAGAGGAGAUUAAACUGCCUGCAAUGAAGGCUGACAUCAUUGAGGCUGAAACACUAGAGGAAGACAGAGAAAACAGGCGAAGGAGAAGUCCUCUGAGAAACCGCUCUGACUUCAACGAGUCCAGGAACCGCGACGACAGGAGGCGAGAUGAGCGCAAGCGCCGUGACUUCGAUCGGCACGGGAAAAGUGGCGGUGACUUGCACCGAGAGCGGGAGCGCCACGAGCGUCGCAGGGGCAGCCCCCGUGGGAGAAGCUACAGCAGGAGCCGGAGCAGGAGCGGCAGUCGUGGAAAGAGCAGAGAUAGGGAGCACAGAGGAGGCAGAGACUUCAAGUCAAAGUUUGAGGUGGAAAGGAAGGAAACCGACUGCUACAACUCUUCCACGACAUCCGGCUUGCAGCAGCAGCACCCGUCGCCUCUUCUGCCCCUGCACACACCCCUGCAUCCCUUUUCCUCUUCUUCCUCAUCAUCAGCCGGAGUCUCAGGAGCUGGGGGAGUGCCGGUAGCAACACCGGCUCACUUGCCCGACAGCACUACAGACAGCUGGUCUGGCUAUUAUGGAGCAAGGCAAGAUGGUGUUUGCAAGCCAUUCAGCAGCAAGAGUGCUUCACUCAAACAGCGCUGCAGGGAUUACGAUGAAAAAGGAUUUUGCGUCCGUGGUGACCAUUGUCCCUAUGAUCACGGCAGUGACCCCCUUAUAGUUGAUGAUGUCAGUCUACCAAAUAUUAUUCCGUUCCCACCCCCGCCUAUUCUGCCGCCUGCUGGUCUGCCCAUGCCCCCCAUCACUGAGCCACCUCCCUCCCUCAGGCUGCCUUCAAUGCCACCUUAUGGCCAGCCACCACCACCAGGUGUUUUCCCUAUGACAGGACCCCCACUGAUAGCAACCAGUGGGAUUGAUACCCCCAACCAUCAAUCUGCAAUCACUUCUUCUCCUCCUGUCGGACCACCUGGCGUGGGCCUGCCUCCUACCCUUCCUCCUCCUCCACCUCCUUCCUCGACCUCAUCUGUAUCUCUUCGUCCCCAAUAUGUCCAGUCUGAAUACAACUAUGAUCCAGAAGGCUACAACCCAGAAUCUCCAGGCCUGACUGCAGCAGGUCGUAACUCGUACCGUCAGUUUAUCCCCCGGGUGCAGACUCAACGCUCCAACCUUAUCGGCCUCACCUCCAGUGAAGGGCAAGGUUCCAGAGCUGCCAACAUAGUGAUCCAGACAGAGCCGGCUACUAAACCCAGCACUCCAGGAAGUAACGUGUCCCGUUUCAACACAGAGCAGGACAGCAGGAAGAGAACCAUGGGACCCAGUACAGCUGAGGGACCAGCACCUAAAAAACCCUGGAUGGAGAAGCCGAGUUUUAACAAUCAGCAUAAGGGUGCUUUUCCCAAGAGGAAUCACUACGUGAAUACAAAGUUGGAGGUGCGCAAGAUCCCGCGUGAGCUCAACAACAUCGCCAAACUCAACGAGCACUUCAGCAAGUUUGGAACCAUUGUCAAUAUACAGGUUGUCUUUGGCGGAGAUCCAGAGGCGGCACUGAUUCAGUAUACAAAGAAUGAAGAAGCCAGACGAGCCAUAUCCAGCACAGAGGCGGUCCUCAACAACCGCUUUAUUCGCGUGUAUUGGCACCGUGAGCCUGGUACCAACACCACGGGCCUUCAGCAGCAGGAGCAGAGCUCAGGGAGCCAGGCGGCCGGGUCAGCGCCCAGCCAGGGGCUGCAGCACAGCAACAUGCAUAAAGGGAUCAAGCAGCACAAUCCAGCUGCUUAUGUGUUGAACAAGACUGUACCCAAGCAUCAUCUCACAGCAACAGCUGGGACUACAACAAAUGCCAAGUCAGACAACCUGAAUCCAAACACAGACAAUGCUGCUGUGGUGCCUGCUCCUACAAACACCCAGAAGGCCCUCUACACUUCCACAGCCCCCAAGUCUUCCUCAAAGACCCUUGGGAAAACGGGAAAAGCACUGGAAGCACAGGAAGCUCUCAAGAAAAAGCAGGAGGCACUAAAACUCCAGCAGGACAUGAGAAAGAAGAAGCAGGAGAUGUUAGAGACACAGAUUGAGUGUCAGAAAGCAUUGAUAAGCCGCCUGGAGAAAAACCGAAGUAUGAAACCUGAAGAGAGGGCUAACAUCAUGAAAACCCUGAAGGAACUGUCGGAGAAGAUUACCCAGCUCCAGAAUGAAAUGAACCCUGCCUCCCAGGUCUCGAGUGGCAAAACUAACCACAGUCAACCCAAAACUAAGACUGAUGCCCAGAAGGAGCUGCUAGAUGCUGAGCUGGACUUUCACAAGAAGAUGAGCUCUGGAGAGGAUACAACAGACCUCAAAAGAAAACUGGGCCAGCUACAGGUGGAGGCAACACGUUUGGGUCUGAUCCGGCCUCCACUGGGUCGUGGUCGCGGCCGAGGGAAGAUGGCACUGGAACCUGGUGGGAUGCAUGUGGGCCGCGGCCGGAGUCGAAGCCGCGAAAUGAUGGCGCGUGGCGGGGCCGUGAACCGAAUGGUGGUUGAUCACAGACCCAGAGCCCUGGCUAUUUUAGGGGUUACUCAGGAGGAGAAAGAAGAACUAAUGCCGCACUUUGUGAAAUUUGGUGAGAUUGAGGAUCUCCGUGACCAAGAUGCUAACAGUGUUGUCAUGACCUUUAAGACGCGGAGUGAAGCAGAGAAUGCAGCCAACCAGGGAGCUAAGUUCAAAGGUCGUGUUCUGCAGAUUUCCUGGUACAAGCCCAAGACGCCCUCUGUUACAACAGAGCCCGAGGAAGAGGAGGCUAAAGAUGAGGACAAUACGAAGGAAGCUAGCUCUUAUUUACCUGGGGAGGAAGAGGAAGAAGAGGAGGAGGAAGAAGAUGACGAUGAAGACGAUGAGUACGAGCCCCGAUCUUGGAGGCGAUAAUGACGUUCGCCAUUAUCUGCUCUCCAAGAAAAUCAGUGGUCCCAAACCCCCUCAGCCCUCACAGAUGCAGAUAAAAUUGAUGUAAAGGAACUCACUUUUUUCCCUUUCCAGUAUUUUCAAAGUAAUUUUAGACUAUAAUCAAAGAAUAGCUGGUCGAUUUAAUUAUUUUUUUUUUGUUUGUUUGUUUGUUUUUUGUAUCCCUCAACUAAACAGUUCUUUAAAACAUCUCACUUUUGCUGAGAAAGAUAAAUGUUUAGUUGUUCUUAUAGCUAGAAAAACUUAUGUAAGUUUCUGUGUGCUUACCAGAUGAACAAUAUCAGUAAUGCACAACAUUUGUGUCGACUGUGAAUAGGUAUUUUUAUACAUACUGUAUUUAAGCUCUUUUUCUCACCAGUUUUUGUAGAAUCUUGUCCUCAGUUCAGGGACGGCCAUUCCAUCACCAAUAGAACGUUCUCUGUUGCUACCAGAGAGAGAUUUAUUUAUUCUCCACUGCAUAAAUGCACUGUGCCGUACCUAUAUUGGCAAAGUAUGGUAUGGUUUUCAACUUUGCUCAGUUUAUUUUCAUAUGGGUAAGCCCAAAAUGUUAAAGGAUCUCAUCAUAUUUUUUAUUUUAUUUUAUUUUAUUUUUUGGGUGUGUGUGCUGGCAUGAAUAACUGCUAGUAUGGAUGCAUGUUGGUGUUCUUUAUAAACAAACAGACCCAUAGUGAUACUGUACCAUGGCCAUACAGCCAGUGCAGGUACAGAAGGAUACCAGUGCAAUAGACAAACACAAUCAAUGUUUACACAUUUCCAUGCACAUCACAUACAGUCUUGUAGUAAAUGUUCAAGUUUUCCUCCCCGCUUUUGUUGAUCACUGUGUCCAGUACCACAGACACAUGUUCUGAUGUUCAUUUGCUAAGAGUGUAACAUUUUCACUUGUUUUCCUCUGUCAUGUGGUCAUUCAGAGGGCCUGACGGGACAGAGAUCAGAUCAGCCAUUUUAAAAAAUGUGAGAUCCAGAGACAGGUGUUUGAAUGUAAUACUGAAC
Archocentrus centrarchus (flier cichlid) is the source of this 4284-nucleotide messenger RNA. It is a transcript of the gene rbm27, whose product is annotated as RNA binding motif protein 27. Gene Ontology annotation, cellular component: nucleus. The record is from RefSeq and is a predicted model, not a curated record. Bases 118 to 3258 code for a protein of 1046 amino acids. Gene Ontology annotation, molecular function: metal ion binding; RNA binding. NCBI's taxonomy places the organism in Eukaryota, Metazoa, Chordata, Actinopteri, Cichliformes, Cichlidae. The transcript has 21 exons.